Messenger RNA from Peromyscus leucopus (white-footed mouse), 7292 nucleotides. It is a transcript of the gene Cep85l, whose product is annotated as centrosomal protein 85 like. NCBI's taxonomy places the organism in Eukaryota, Metazoa, Chordata, Mammalia, Rodentia, Cricetidae. Gene Ontology annotation, cellular component: centrosome. The record is from RefSeq and is a predicted model, not a curated record. The transcript is spliced from 13 exons. The coding region runs from base 305 to 2728 and encodes 807 amino acids.
CUUGCUGAGAGAAGCCGCUGCUGCAAAUCCGCUCGGAGCGUCGGAGCCUGGGCGCAGCCCGGGAUCGCGCCGCCGUCGCCGGGGAGCCGCUCGCUUCCCUGGCCCGGGCCUCAGCGCAAGCCGGCUGGGCCAUGGCAGCCGCCGCGGUCCCGGACCGUCGCUGAGCAGCCGUUAAGCCGUCCGCCCGGGUUCGGCCCGCGCCGCUGUCGCCGCCGCCGCCGCCGCCGCCGCGGCCCAGGCUCGGCUCUCAAGUUUCCGCCCAGAAGCCGAGGCGACCGCGGGCCCGCUCGCCUGCUCGCCCGCUAUGUGGGGCCGUUUCCUGGCCCCGGAGGCUGGCGGCCGGGACAGCCCCGGCGGGGCCCGCAGCUUCCCUGCGGGCUUGGAUUAUUCAUCAGCAUGGCUACCUGGUAAUGAGUCAUUGUGGCAGGCCACAACUGUUCCAUCUAGCCAUCGAAAUAGCCAUAUCAGGAGACACAGUAUAACUUCUGACAGUGGGGACACUGGCAUUGGCACUUCCUGUUCUGACAGCGUGGAAGAUCACUCAACUUCCAGUGGCACACUAUCUUUUAAACCUAGUCGAUCGUUGGUCACUCUUCCCACUGCUCAUGUGAUGCCAUCUAACUCCAAUGCUUCAAUUUCCAAACACAGGGACUCUGUAGCAUCAGAGGGCUCUAAAUGGAGUGCAAGCCUCCUGCAGACAUUGGGAGACCACAGGAGAGGGGAGCAGGACUCCUCUCUAGACAUGAAAGACUUUAGGCCCCUGCGGAAAUGGUCAUCUUUGUCCAAACUUCCUGCCUCGGAGAACUGCAACCAGAGUGGCAUUGUAUGCACAGAGGAGUUGAGGAGUGACUUGGAAAAGGCGGGGAAGGGCGGCAGGGCUUUCUCGUCCCACUUAAGGACCUUUGGGCCUAGUUGCUUACAUGACAGUAUGGAGAUGCUUAAGCUCGAUGACAAAGAAAUCAGUAAAAAGCGCUCAUCAACCCUGGACUGCAAGUAUAAAUUUGAGAGCUACAACAAAGAGGACAUCAGAGCCGCUGCCUCCGCUCUCAGGAGACAGACCUUAGACAUGACUUACAGUGCCUUACCUGAGAGCAAGCCCAUUGUGACAGGCUCAGAGGCUUUUGAGUCUCCAAAGUAUUUAAUGCUUGGCCAGCAGGCGGUAGGUGGAGUUCCCAUUCAGCCUUCCGUGAGGACUCAGAUGUGGCUUACAGAGCAGCUACGGACAAACCCAUUGGAAGGCAGAACUACAGAGGAUUCUUACAGUUUAGCUCCUUGGCAACAGCCGCAAAUUGAAGAAUUUCAACAAGGAAGUGAAACACCAAUGCAGGUUUUACCUGGAUCAUCUCGUCAGAGUUACUCACCUUCUGGCUUUCAGGAUUUCAGUAAGUGGGAAUCAGUGUUGAAAAUAAAAGAAGGACUUCUAAGGCAGAAGGAAAUUGUAAUUGAUAGGCAGAAGCAACAAAUUAACCACCUACACGAAAGGAUAAGGGAUAAUGAACUGCGGGCACAACAAGCCAUGCUAGGACAUUAUGUAAAUUGUGAGGACUCUUAUAUGAGCAGUUUGCAGCCACAAUAUGAGAACAGUUCAGUCCAGACUCCAUUUUCAGAGCAGUCACUGUCCCAUCCCCAACAGGAAGAACUGGAGCAAAAGCUAGCAUCGACUGAGAAGGAAGUUUCACAGCUCAACGAGUUUCUCAAACAAAAACUAAACCAGUUUAGUGAGGAGAAGAAGAAACUGGAGGAAAAGCUGAAAACCAGAGAUAGAUACAUCAACAGCCUGAAAAAGAAAUGUCAGAAGGAAUCUGAGCAAAACAAAGAAAAGCAGAGAAGAAUUGAGACCUUGGAAAAGUACCUUGCAGAUCUUCCAACUCUAGAUGAUGUACAGAGUCAGAGUCUACAGCUGCAAGUCCUUGAAGAAAAAAACAAGAAUUUGCAAGAGACUUUGAUAGACACAGAGAAGAAGCUUGAGGAGAUUAAGAAGCAAUGUCAAGAUAAAGAAAUGCAGCUACUGUGCCAGAAGAAGAAGGAAAAGGAGCUGGUGACCUCUGUUCAGAGUUUACAACAAAAAGUAGAAAAAUGCCUUGAAGAUGGAAUCCGCCUUCCCAUGUUAGAUGCAAAACAGCUUCAGAGUGAAAAUGAUAAUCUCAGAGAGCAGAAUGCAACUGCUAGUAAGAUAAUAGAGAGCCAGCAGGAUGAAAUUAACAGAAUGAUUUUAGAAAUUCAGUCUAUGCAAGGGAGACUUUGUAAAGAGAAGCUGUCUGCAAAGAGCAUGGUGGAGGAGCUAGGAAGGAAAGAAGGCAGCCUCCACAGGGUAACAGAAGCACUGCUCCAAAACCAAAGACAAAUAGGACAGACAUUCUCAUUACUGGACCAGGACCGGGAAGCAGAGCAGUCUGGGCUGCAGAGCCUCCUUUCUAAGUGGCCGCUUUUUGAUCUGACUGUGAUUGACCAGCUCUUCAAGGAAAUGUCCUAUUGUUUAUUUGACUUGAAAGCAUUGUGUAGUAUUCUUAAUCAGCGAGCUCAGGGCAAGGAGCCUAACCUUUCAUUGUUACUGGGAAUCAGAUCAAUGAACUGUUCAGCUGAAGAGACUGAAAAUGACCACAGCCCAGAAGCGCUCACUAAAAAGCUCUCGGAUGUGUGCCAGUUACGGAGGGACAUUGAUGAAUUAAGGACUACAAUAUCAGACCGCUAUGCUCAGGACAUGGGAGACAACUGCGUUACCCAGUGAUCAAGUGUUGGUCCACAGCAACAAUGAUCCGUUGUGAAAUGCUGCUGUGUUAGCCUCCUUUGUUUCUCCGUAGGACUUAGAAGGGAAAGGUGAAGCUCCUGGCAGUGUAUUCCGGCUUUGUCGUCGUCGUCGUCUGUGUUGGUAUUGGUGCUGGUAUUGUUCAGUUUGCUUUACAGAGGAAGUUUGAAGGGGCUGAUGAAAUCAUGCAAACAAUCAUGUUACUAUUUGAAAAAUGAGAUAAUGUCUGCAAGAAAAAGAACAAAACAAUCUGCAUGUUCAAACUACUGAUUGUAGGACCAAGCUGUGAACAGUGCUCUUCAGAUAAAGGCAUAGGGUUUCCUUAAUCCUAUCAUUUUCUGUGUAUACAUGUGACUGCUCAUUCAUUCUCUCGCUUGAUCACUCUGUCUCUGUCUGUCUUUCAGUCUGUCUCUUUGUGUGUGCAUGCCAUGCAUGUGCAUUUGCAUAUGCAUGGACUCUAUUCACAUAAUAAUAGGAUUUCAAGGGUCAAAGCAAGGCUUUGAAAGUCACACACUGUCAAUCUUCAUUUUGGAAUUUUAUAGGCAGGCUGACUAGACCCAAAACCCAGGCAGUGUUCUAAUGCAGAAGGAUAAGGAGCAAAAUCAUUAGUUCUUUUAAAAGUGAAUGUAUUGAAAUGGUGGGAUUGUGAAGUUGGGCUGAUUUUGGCACUGAAGACAGCUAUUUCUUCCAGAGUGGUCAUAGAUUAUCUCACAAUGUAAAAUUCUGCUGUGAUGGUUUUUUUCCCAUUGGCUUUGCAAUUUAUGAUAUAUAUGUAAGCAGAGCCAUAUAAAAUUAAUAGGAGCCCUCUGUGGCCUUCAAUGACUAUUAUAAAAAGAAAGAUGAUAAAGUAACUCUAGCAGAGUUGCUUUUUAUCCACAUUUCAGCAUUCACAUUUAAACAGUUCUGUGCCUGCUUUAAACUAUAAGAGAAAGCCAACUCAUUCAUAUAUGAAUUAAUAGUAACAUAAAACAAAACCUAAGUCUCAAAGAUAUUUUAAUUUCUUUUAUUAGAUUUGUUAAAUUACAAACAGCUUGUCAUGGAUUAUGAUAUUACUUAGGUUAGUUCAUCUGGAGCACAGGGUACUACUAUGAAAUGCAAAUCAUUUGAGCAGAUACACAGCCAUUUAAACUUCAAAUAAUACUGUCUGUGUAUCAUUUUAUGUUUUAGAAAGAUUAUAUAUUUUAUUGCCAGCUGAGAAUUCAUUACAGUCUUUUUAAUACAGGCAAAGCAUUGCCCUUUAUAGGUUGGUUUUCUUUUCCUUCCUUCCUUCCUCCCUCUCUCCCUCCCUCCCUCUCUUCCUUCUUAAUGCAGCCCAGUUUUCUUCAGGCAGGACUAAGUAGGUGGGAGAGUAAAGGGUGUAGAACCAGCAGGAUAGUACUGUUGACUGAGAUCACAAAUACACAUUUUUCUUGCUAAGCUUAUUCUGGUAUAGACCUUGCUCCUAGAAAAGACUUUUCUUAAUCUCAACAAUGAAAACUUAGUGGGACAGGCCUUUGAGAAGAUUGCUCAGGAAGAUACUCAGUUCAGAAUGGGCCUGUUUUCUGCUGUCCAUAGUCAUUUGAUAGUUAUAUUCCAGUAGUUAGUCAUACUACAUCACAAUGACAGAUUUCCCUUCUAUUUAGUGCUGAAUCCACUCUACUCUUCUCCUGGGAUCUGGCUACUAAUAAAUCUGUAUGUUGAAGUGAAUAUGCAUACCAACUCUCUAACCCAGAGAAGAUCUUAGCUACUCUAAGAAUGGUUCUUUAAAAUUAAUUCAUUGGAUUUUAAGACUAAUGUUUUGAUGACAAUCAAGAAAUUGUUUGUUGCAAAAAUAUAUGCUGUGCAAAAAGUAACGUCUAUGCAGAUAGUCCCAAGCUGGAAAGUCAGAUGAUAGCAUCUAUAUGGGUCAUCCACAGUGCAGCAAGUAACAGAUUAACUUCUCUUUGGAUAGAGUCCUCACCAUCCUGUCAUGAUAUCAGAAAUAAAGCCACCUAAAACUAUAGCAUUACAGAGCAACCAGUGCUGAUUUGUGUUAGCAUCUCCUUAUGUCUCCUAAGUCCUAGGUUUUUAGUCUUAGGUUUUGAGGUUUUAUAGUUGCUGUUUUUUUUUUUUAAAAACAAAUUUAUGGUCAUAUAUUUUAAUAUAUAUGUAUACACACACACACACACACACACAUAUAUAUAUACACACACAUACAUAUACACAUAGAGAAAGACAUAUACACAUACCCUUGUUUUUUCAGGCCACUUGCAAUAAAUAAUUUUUAUUUUGGCUAGUUUUCUAAAAUUUAAAGAAUUUAAUUCAUGUGUCUUAGAAUAAAAAAUUUUAAUUAAGAAAUUACCAAACUGUUACUGAUACAUUUCAGUUUCUAAAUUGUAUACUACCAUUUAAAAGACAUUCAGUGUGAUAGAUUUUGAUAUAAUGGACUACAAAAUACUAAUCACUUACCAGAGUCUAGAGUAAUGAAGGGCUUUGACAGAAAGUAGUCCACUUUGGAGGGAAUUUUGAAGAAGAUGGAACUAGUUGUGUCCUAGUCAGUCAGCAUUUCAUUUUUCAGAAACAUCUUCCUUAAGAUACACCUUUGUUAGAACAGUAAUAAUAUCACAUCACAUUGAAAACAAAAAUUUACCAUUAGGUCAAGUAAGAUGGCAAAUAGCAAUUCUAUAGUGUUUGAUCCCCAAUUCAAAGCAGAGUGUACAUGGAAGUUACUAUAAUAAGAUAAGCCUAAAAUAAAAGGGAACUUAAAUUCUAAAGUAAUCUAUCUGUAAAUUUCCAUAUAUAAUGAAUUUUCUUUUCAUUUAUGCUUUUGUGUAUAAAGUCUUUAUUCUCCUAGGAAGUGUUACACAGUAUUUUAUUUUUAGUCUGUUCAAGCUGAAGCCAUUCGAACACAGUCAUAGAAGAGAGGUAGACAGACUAUCUGUUGCCGCAGGAAAGAUACCGGUUACCUAUGCAGGUAAAACUAGCUGAAUCAAGGACACAAUAAUGCACCAUUUGAUGUUACAUUUGAUGUUAGAAAAAUAGACUUAAACUUAGUACAUUUUCAGUGACCUCUGAUUUCAAGAUUUCAAGUGACUAGGUAAAUAUACAAGGAUUUUAUUUUUAAGAGCAUGGUCCCUUUUAAUAUUAGAAUUAGAUUCACUGUUAAUGUUAGCAUUAUUAUAUCUUAGUGGUUGUGGGUUGUAAUUUUGUGAAACUGAAUUUAACUUUCAGUAGCUUGUUAGAAAAAUUCAAGAGCUAGAAAUGUUGCUAAAAUGAAUAUUGGACAGUUGGAUAUAGAAGCUUGUGAGGAAAUGCUGUUCUUGUUUCACUAGGAAUCUCUGACAGGAUAUCUGUAGAGUGGCUGUUUCAUUGGUGAAUGCUCUUUAAAUAUCUGUAAUAGUCACUGAGCAACAGGAGCUGAGCACCGGGCUAUUUUGCACAGUACUGUUCAAGUCUAGCAUGCCUCUGGUUUGUAUUGCUGGAGUUCUUGUCUAGAUCUCUGUCAUUGGAUAUGUAAUCACAGUGAUAGGGUGGUCUCUGAAUGACCACACAGAGCAGAUGACAUUUGGAAACACCAAUAGCUCUUGCUUCCCUUUUAUUUCCAUUUCUGACAGUUCUUUUCAGUGUUCACAAACGAAGAGAAACUGUCUUCUAUUUGGUAUAAAAAGUAAAAAUUUUGAACUUCACCUCCCAAAUACAUUGAUAGUAAUUGCUGUAUGAAUAUAUCAUACAUUUAAUCAUGAAAGGGGAUGAUUUGAGAUUUCUUCUUACUGAAAUGAAAUAUUGACUAUAAUGGAAUGUACUUUGAAAUCAGUAUCAUCGGCAACACUGUUGCAGCUGCAUACAGAGAGAACCUUUCGUGCCUUUUUGCCUGCAGUGUUUAUUUCUCUUAUAUGAGCUAUAAGAAUGUUGAUUAUUGCACCUUGUUCUUUGGGAAAUAGACUUAAAAACUUUUCUAAAACGAGCCAUUUCUUCUUAGGUGAUAGUUACCUUAGUAAACAUGAGAGGAUGUAUCAUAUUUGGAUGUGUUUGAAGCCCAGCCUUUUCUAUAUAGAGAGCAGGAAAUUCCUUUCAAAUGUAUUCAUUUGUAUGUAUGUGUGUAUUUAUAUAUAUUAUAUAUAUAUGUAGUUAUUUAAACACUUAAGCGUGAGAUUAACAUCAUGUUGGCUGGUGACCACAAGUAGUAAGGUGCUAGAUGGUCACACUAGAAGCACAGUGGAGUGUGCAAUCAGUCACUGACUGGUGGGCUUGUAAACUGGGUUCAGGUUUUGAACCACCAGAAUACCUCAUGUGUAAAUACAGUGUUCAUGACUUAACUGAAAUACAGUUAUUGUAAAAAAAAAAAAUGUGAAGCCACUGGCUGGCUUAUGCCUUCUGACUUUUUGUUUUUCCUCCUUUUUGGAAAGGAGUUAUUUAUGGUUUUGUUUUUUAAAUAGGGUUUACAGCUAGAAAUUUGAAUGCCAAAGUUCUAUUUAUUAAACUAAGAAAAAAAAGUUUUCAAUGUUAAUGGCUAGUAUUUUUCCACUGGACUAUUGUUUGUUGAUGUUGGAAUUUGUAUUUACAGAGAAAUAAAUUUUUUACAAAAAUA